Ictidomys tridecemlineatus (thirteen-lined ground squirrel) is the source of this 2143-nucleotide messenger RNA. Lineage: Eukaryota; Metazoa; Chordata; Mammalia; Rodentia; Sciuridae. The record is from RefSeq and is a predicted model, not a curated record.
CCAAUGGGAAGGCUCCGUACUGCCGGGUGUAGAGGGGCCGGCGUCGCCGCCGAGUUGCGAGUCGGCGACAGCGGCGGGAAGUUCGUACUGGGCCGAAGGCGACGGGUCUGCGGCUCGGGGUUAAGAAAAAAGACCUGGAGAAGUUGGGUCUUGUCUGAAUUCAUAGGAGGUGGACCUGGACCAUGACUUUAAUUCAGCCCAUUCUUAGGAAAUAUCCGUUUGUUUCUCAUCAUGUUAGACUCAAGAGAUACCAAGUGCCUAUCUGAUGAAAUGAAGUGACUUGGACAUUAUGAAGUGGUCUUAGGCUACUACUGCUCACCUCUUUUGCUUGGACAAAAGCAUUGCAUUAUUGUGACAGUCCAUGGUGAUAACCAAGAUGACUGCUAUGACUAAUGGGCGCUGAGGGUAUGCAGCAUGGACACAGUGGAUAAAAAGAUGAAACGUUGAAAAAUGCCUCGUGUGAAAGCAGCUCAGGCUGUAAGACAGGGCCCUGCAAAGAGACGUCUUGCAGAACAAUUUGCAGCUGGGGAGAUAAUAACUGACAUGUCAAAAAAGGAAUGGAAACUAGGAUUACCCAUUGGCCAAGGUGGCUUUGGCUGUAUAUAUCUUGCUGAUAGAAAUUCUUCAAAAUCGGUUGGCAGUGAUGCACCCUGUGUGGUGAAAGUGGAACCUAGUGACAAUGGACCUCUUUUUACUGAAUUGAAAUUUUACCAGCGAGCUGCUAAACCAGAGCAAAUUCAGAAAUGGGUUCGUACCCAUAAAAUGAAGUACCUUGGUGUUCCUAAGUAUUGGGGAUCUGGCCUACAUGAUAAAAAUGGAAAAAGUUACAGGUUUAUGAUAAUGGAUCGCUUUGGGAGUGACCUUCAGAAAAUAUAUGAAGCAAAUGCCAAAAGAUUUUCUCGGAAAACGGUCUUGAAGCUAAGCUUAAGAAUUCUGGAUAUUCUGGAAUAUAUUCAUGAGCAUGAGUAUGUACAUGGAGAUAUUAAGGCCUCAAAUCUUCUUCUGAGCUACAAGAAUCCUGACCAGGUUUACUUGGUAGAUUAUGGCCUUGCUUAUCGGUACUGUCCAGAAGGAGUUCAUAAAGAAUACAAAGAGGACCCCAAAAGAUGUCAUGAUGGCACUCUUGAAUUCACCAGCAUUGAUGCACACAAUGGCGUGGCCCCAUCAAGACGUGGUGAUUUGGAAAUACUUGGUUAUUGCAUGAUUCAGUGGCUUAGUGGCCAACUCCCCUGGGAGGAUAAUUUGAAAGAUCCUAACUAUGUUAGAGAUUCCAAAAUUAGAUACAGAGAAAAUAUUUCAGAUUUGAUGGAGAAAUGUUUUCCUGAGAAAAACAAGCCAGGUGAAAUUGCUAAAUACAUGGAAACUGUGAAAUUACUGGACUAUACAGAAAAACCUCUUUAUCAAAAUUUACGUGAUAUACUUUUGCAAGGACUAAAAGCUAUAGGAAGUAAGGAUGAUGGCAAGCUGGACCUCAGUGUUGUGGAGAAUGGAGGUUUGAAAGCAAAAACAGCAACAAAGAAGAGAAAGAAAGAAAUAGAGGAAAGCACUGAAUCUAGUGUUGAAGAUAUGGAAUGCUCAAAUAUACAGACAGAGGAGGCCGCACAAACCCGAAGUGAGGCGCCCCAAGGAGCAACUUAUGGAAGCCUGUCUCAGCUAGAGGCUAGCAGCAGCCCCUGUGACAGUGAGUGGGAACCAAGUUAAGGAGCACUGAUAAAGAUAGGGUUCAAGAACCAGAAAGAAAGUCCAGAAGUAAAUCAAAUGCAGUGAACCAACUUUUUUUCCUUUUCAUUUGACUUUUUUUCUCCUUUUCUGUUUUAAGUUUUAUUUUCAUGGGAGUGUUGAGGGGUGGGAAUAAUAAUUAAAUACCUAUGUCUUUGAAAAACAAACUUUUUUUUUUAAUUAAAAUGAACCCUUGUACAGUUUAUUAAAGGCUAGUUUAUGAAAUUCCAAAAUCUUCAGGUUUCCUCUUUAAGCUAUCUCAGUCUGUGUGUGCAUGAAGUUUUAGAGUACAUAGAAGAAAAAUUACCAUGAAAAUACACUUUUCUAAUCAUGUGCAUUUCUCAGAGUGGACAGAAAUGUUUGUUGGAGUCUUCAUUUUUAAGGAAAAUUUAAAAUAAAGGUCUCAUUAUUUGCUUGGUAUAAA